Messenger RNA from Aureobasidium melanogenum CBS 110374, 312 nucleotides. RefSeq lists its product as uncharacterized. The transcript has 2 exons. NCBI's taxonomy places the organism in Eukaryota, Fungi, Ascomycota, Dothideomycetes, Dothideales, Saccotheciaceae. The record is from RefSeq and is a predicted model, not a curated record. The coding region runs from base 1 to 312 and encodes 103 amino acids.
AUGGCCGCCAGCACAUAUCUCGCAGUCCUCGUCGCGGUCGUCGCCUUGAUGGUCGCCGCUGUGUACAUGUUCGGUAUCCCAGUUCAGUGGAAGCGCGCAAUGGAAGACAAGGCCCUCGAGACAAUGGGCGAGAACAAGGCCUCGUACUUGGUCAAAGAUCAAAUCAACUCCCUUCCCGCGUCCGAUCAGAAGGACGUGAAAGAGAUCAAGUCAGGAGUCGGCAACCUCGUAGGGGGAGCACUCCAGAAUCCCCUCGGCAAAGAGGUAGGACAAGCGGGAGACACUCUUACUAGUCCCUUGACUGGUCGUUGA